CUGUGAUUUUUUGUACUCGAUUCUUGUGAUGACAUCUGAUUGUUUUAAAAAUUUAUAGGUUAUGUUAUUUAACUAAAAUGCUAUCUAACAGAAAAUUACUUUUAAAAUUGAAUGAAAUCUCUGUUCAUAAUCUGAGAAGGAAACAUAAACCUGAUCACUGGUCAGUUGUUCGUAAAAAGGUUCAGCCAGUGGAUAAAGCAUUAGAUCAUUUUGAUGAGUUUUAUGGUCCGAUAUUUGGUAAAAAAUGGUCUGAAAUCAGAGCUGGUUUACUGAGUAAACAAAAAUAUGUAGCCGUAGUAAACAACUAUGGAAAUGCUCCUGAAACGUGUGAACAUUUAGAACUUAAAGGUGCCCUCAAUGUUAGAAAACUAUUUCAAUUAGAAAAAGAUUAUAUAGAAGAGAGAUACUCUAAAAGUAAACGAUUGAGAAAUUUAUUGAGGAUAUGGCAAAUGGACAGGAGUACGGAAAUUGAUUCUGAAAAUGGAAGUUUAGAUUCCCAGAAAGAUGAAAAGGUUCAGAGCUUCUCAAUAGCUGAAAGUCUGAAAGUUGCUGCCUUAGAUAAAGAUAGGAUUUUUGAUGCGAGGGAAACUAAAUCAUCUGAAUUAUUACUCGAAUUUGUGCCUGCAACUGAAAUCAAAGGUAAUGAAGAUUAUAUUCCUGAAUUCAGCUACAACUAUUGUGAUGAAAAUAGUGAUAUGACUGUAAGAAUAGAAAGAGAAUUCGAUAUACAUUUCCCUGAAAACUUAAAUGUGUAUAGUUAUGGAGUUGAAAAUGAUGAACCUUUCGAUUCUCCUCUUAGAGAUCAAACAGAUGUCUAUAAUUAUUAUCUUAUGGACGGAGGUUCAAUUUUUCCGGUACUGGCACUUGAUUUGAGGCCGAACAAUACCUUCUUAGAUAUGUGUGCAGCACCAGGUGGUAAGAGUUUGACGGCCUUACAAACCCUGUAUCCUAGUGUAAUUACUUCGAAUGAUAUCAGUAAAUCAAGAGUUGACAGGAUAUAUAAUGUGUAUCGGCAGUUUUUGUUUGAUUUCGAUGAGAAAUUCUUGAGGAAUGGAAGGAUAAUUAUAAGUCGGAGAGAUGGAAGAGAUAUCAGCGAUGCUGGUUUUGACCGAAUCCUUGUUGAUGUUCCGUGUACAACAGACAGACAUUCAUUGAAAGAAAAUGAUAAUAACAUAUUCAAACCAUCAAGAAUAAAAGAAAGGUUGAGGUUGCCUGAAUUGCAAAGUGAUUUACUCUAUAAUGCUUUACAAUUAGUCAAAGAAGGUGGUAUUGUAGUCUAUUCUACAUGUUCUCUUAGUCCUAUCCAGAAUGACGGAGUGGUUCAUAUGACACUGAAAAGGAUAUGGGAAGAAAACAAAAAAGAAAUCGUUGUUAAAGAUCUUUCCCCAGCUUUACUGAUGGCUCGGUGUUUAUUCAAAUUAGCCAGUCCAAAAAUGAUGAAAUAUGGUCACUUAGUUCUACCAACUAGAGCUCAAAGUUUUGGACCCACAUAUUUCUGUAAAUUGCAAAGAAUAAAAUGAGAAAACUAAUGCAGUUUUAUCAAGAAUUAUAUAGCUGUGCCAAAAAUGAAAGGUAA
Molecule: messenger RNA, 1576 nt
Organism: Coccinella septempunctata (seven-spotted ladybird)
Lineage: Eukaryota; Metazoa; Arthropoda; Insecta; Coleoptera; Coccinellidae
Product: 5-methylcytosine rRNA methyltransferase NSUN4
Exons: 4
Coding region: 78-1520 (480 amino acids)
Biological process (GO): rRNA methylation
Cellular component (GO): mitochondrial large ribosomal subunit
Molecular function (GO): methyltransferase activity
Source: RefSeq, a predicted model, not a curated record